CUUCAUAGCUGUCCUCCAUUUCUACUUCAAUCUUCAAUUACGUUUUUGCCUAUUCGAACGCUUUUGAGUCAACUUAUCUACUUUCCAAUCCAAAUAUUAAUUAAUUUUCAUUUGUGUUGGCCUUUUCUAUUCAAUUCCAUGAACUUUCCAAAAACAAACGUUGAUCGUAACGUAACUUUCAACAGCUACAAGUUGUGGAACUCAUUAAUUCGACAUCUUUGUUACUUUCUUUCCUUCUUCAAGUUGGGUUUUUUGGCAGUCUCUUUUCAAUCUUUCCUUUGGUUACUGUCAGGUGACUUUUUCUGAUUACCCUUUUGUUUAUCAUUGAUUUUUGUUCAUUGGGUUGUUACCAAAUUGGGUCUAUUGGUGAAGUUGCAAAGCAGUUGUGAGCUUUUUCAUUUCGUAUCUCAGGUUAGCCUGUUUUGUUGUAGUAGUUUCUUGUCUACUGCAAUUUCUAGUUUUUGCCAUUGGUGUCUUGAUCAUCUCUAGUUUUUGCCAUUUCUACUGCAAUCAUUAUUGUCUUUUCUAAUCACUUGUCAAUAUUCAAGUUUCUGUCAUGGAGAAUCCUGGGAAUUUUGGAUUGAUUGUUUGGAUUUCAUCUAUGUUUUUUUUAGUUUGUCUCUCACUUGGAUAUAACCCUGUAGAUAACUAUUUGAUACACUGUGGAUCCUUUACAAAUAUAUCAGUGGGUGAUAGAGUAUUUGUAGCUGAUAAUUCCAGUUCUUCAUCUUAUACUCUUUCAACCCCAGAGCAUAUUUUUGCCAAUUCUAGUUCAAAUUCUAUCUCACUCUACUAUGAUUCAGCUCUGUAUCAAACUGCUAGAAUUUUCAAUGGACCUUCCCAUUACAGUUUUUCAAUAAAAGAACAAGGAAGACACUGGAUUCGUCUUCAUUUCUUUCCUUUAGUAUUCGAAACGUACAAUAUGAGCAAGGCAAAAUUCUCUGUUUCUGCUCAAAACUUUACUCUUAUCAGUGAACCUCAGUUAGGGAAUGGUUCUGUUGUUAAGGAAUACAGCUUGAACAUUACUUCUAAUAAGCUGGUUCUUACUUUUACCCCUUCUGCCAAUUCAUUUGCUUUCAUCAAUGCCUUGGAAGUUUUCUCAAUUCCUGAUAAUCUCAUUCCUAAAGAAGCCAGAACAAUUGAUUCAAAAGGUGGGAACAGAAAUCUGUGGGAGCAGGCACUGGAGACAGUUGCAAGGGUGGAUAUGGGAAAUACAACAGUGCUUCCACAAAAUGAUACCUUGUGGCGACUUUGGGUUUCAGAUGAUGCAUAUCGGACUGACAAGAAUCUAGGAUCAUUUGUGUCAAAUGUCAAAGCUGUUAAUUUUACUGGAGGAUUGGUGACUGAAGAUUUUGCUCCUGCUUCUGUAUAUGGCACCGCGACUAUGUUGAACUCCUCCAUAGAUCCUAAUCUUAAUGCGAACUUGACAUGGAGCUUUGAUGUUAGCCCUGGGUUUGAUUAUCUUGUUCGGCUUCACUUUUGCGAUAUAAUGAAUAAAACUACUCUGGAAAGCAUCUUUGUGGAAAUUUUUGUGAAUACGCAUUCAGCUGGUCAUCUUAAUCUUGGUUCUCAGACAUCAAAUGUUUUAGGUGCCCCAUAUUUUAUGGAUGUGUGCACAAGGGCAAGUGCUAGUGCUAAGCUUAAUGUAAGCGUUGGUCCAUCUAAUAUACUCCAUUACCCAACUGUCAUUCUCAAUGGUUUGGAGAUCAUGAAAAUAAACAAUGCUAGGGGCAGUCUUGAUGAUCCUGAUGUUGUUUCCUCGAGAAGGUCCAAGAUGAAAGUCGUGGUUAUAGUUGGCUUGGCUGUUGGAUCAUUUGUUGUUGUUGUUUUGGCUGCAGUUAUCUUCCUUUUUUGCAGAAGAAGAAAACCAGUACUGGGGAAAGAGGAGCACUUUUCCAUGAAUAGGGGACGAAAAGUUCAUACCACAGGAAGUAAAUACUCUAAUGGGACUGCCAUAUUUUCCAGCUCAAAAAUUGGCUAUCGCUUUCCUUUCAUGGCAAUUCUAGAGGCCACUGAUAAUUUUAGUGAAAAUUUGGUAAUUGGGGUUGGUGGUUUUGGUAAGGUAUAUAGAGGAGUAUUGAGAGAUGAAACUGAGGUUGCAGUCAAGAGGGGAGCUCCUCAAUCAAACCAAGGUCUUAUUGAAUUCCAGACUGAGAUUGAAAUGCUAUCUCAGUUCCGACACCGCCAUUUAGUAUCAUUGAUUGGUUACUGUGAUGAACAAAAUGAGAUGAUCAUAAUUUAUGAGUACAUGGAGAAUGGAACACUCAAGAAUCAUCUAUAUGGCUCAAGUCUUCCUGGGUUGAGUUGGAGACAAAGGCUUGAGAUAUGCAUUGGAUCAGCCAAAGGACUUCACUAUCUUCAUACCGGUUCAGCUAAGAAAAUAAUACACCGCGAUGUCAAGUCUGCCAACAUACUACUGGAUAAGAAUUUCAUGGCUAAAGUUGCUGAUUUUGGUCUUUCCAAGACUGGUCCUGAUAUUGAUCAGACGCAUGUGAGUACAGCAGUGAAAGGAAGCUUUGGAUAUCUUGAUCCAGAGUACUUGACAAGGCAAAAACUAACAGAGAAAUCAGAUGUCUACUCCUUUGGGGUUGUUUUGCUUGAAGUCCUUUGUGGAAGGCCUGUUAUCGAUCCAUCCCUUUCGAGAGAAAAGGUGAAUUUAGUUGACUGGGCAAUGAAGUCUUGCAGGAAUGGGAAAUUGGAAGAAAUUGUAGAUCCUAGUCUUGUUGGUCAAAUAAAACCGGCCUCUUUAAGGAAGUUUUGGGACAUAACUGAGAAAUGCUUGGCAGAACAUGGCAUUUAUCGGCCUUCAAUGGGAGAUGUUCUAUGGAACUUGGAAUCUGCAUUUCAAAUAAAUGAAGAAAAAUCCAAUCAAAACGGUGAAUUAUCUUCUCAAAUCAGCCAUGUCAGUGACUUGGAAACGAGUCUAGAAUUCAGCAGAGCCGGUGGUUUAGACGACCUUGCUGGUAUUUCAAUGAGUACAGUUUUUGCUCAAAUGGUGAGAGAGGAAAUGAGGUAGAUGAACAUUACAUACUGUACAUGAAGAGGUGAAUUCCACUACAUUUCUCUUAUUUCUGCACUUCACCUUGCAAAAAUAUAUCUCAAUUAGCUUUAUCCCAAGGCUGCAAAUUCUUUAAAAAUCAGUUAGCUAGAUUUGAUAUUUGCAUGCAAUAGUCAUCUUUGUAUUGUUUUUCUACAAUAGUUAUCUUGUUUUUUUUUUUUCUUCUACUCCAAAAUAUUAUGUCCAAUUUUCUGUUUCUAUAAGAUGAAAAUCAUAUAAAAUUUUCAAUUUCUCAAUAGGUUCGAGCUAGUAUUUUUCUCGA
Molecule: messenger RNA, 3320 nt
Organism: Durio zibethinus
Lineage: Eukaryota; Viridiplantae; Streptophyta; Magnoliopsida; Malvales; Malvaceae
Source: RefSeq, a predicted model, not a curated record